Nicotiana attenuata is the source of this 753-nucleotide messenger RNA. Its product is annotated as auxin-responsive protein IAA32-like. The coding region runs from base 1 to 753 and encodes 250 amino acids. Gene Ontology annotation, cellular component: nucleus. Gene Ontology annotation, biological process: regulation of DNA-templated transcription. The record is from RefSeq and is a predicted model, not a curated record. Lineage: Eukaryota; Viridiplantae; Streptophyta; Magnoliopsida; Solanales; Solanaceae. Gene Ontology annotation, molecular function: protein binding. The transcript has 5 exons.
AUGGAUUCUAAUUCUUCUGACUAUCUCCUAAACCAUGCUACUAUUCCUUCUAUUUAUUAUCAAGGCAAUAGAGAGGAUGGUAACUUCAUUGAUUUGGGGCUUAGCCUUAGAGUUUUGCAGCCUGAGGCCUAUUAUCCAUCUGCUCAUGGUGGCUAUGAUGAGCUGAUAGAUUGGCAACAUCUGCAUCCCCAACUAAGGAAUAAUUCAAGAACAGAUCAAUAUCCUACUAAUUUUGUGGAAAAUUAUGAUGAAGAAGCUGAAGGAAUUCAAAGCAAAGAGAGUUGGGCUUAUGUGAAAGUUAACAUGGAUAGAGUUAUUGUUGGCAGGAAAAUUUGCAUUCUUGAACAUUCAGACUAUUCUAGCCUUGCAAUACAACUAGAAGACAUGUUUGGAAAGCAAUCCAUAUCCGGACUAAGGCUAUUUCAAGAUGGUUCAGAAUUUUCCCUAUUUUACAAGGGGAGGGAUGAGCAGUGGAGGACCGUAGGAGAUGUUCCAUGGAACCAGUUUACGGAUCGCGUGAAGAGGCUAAGAAUUGUGAGGAAAGAUGAAGCAUUCAUCGCAAGUUCAGCUGCAUUACUAAGUUCUUCGGCUAGAGGAUUUCCUGUCACAGCCAUGGUGCGGAUGUCGUUCAAGCAGAUGACAGAGAGGUUUCUUGAAAGUUCUGCAACUGCAACGUCAUUGAUGGAGAGGGGUGUUGAAUUUUUGCCAGUGCCGAUGAAGAGAUUUGAGAAGUACAGAUGGCGAGCACAUUGA